AUGCGGCCACCAUUGGAACCAACCGGCCAACUGCCCUUUGUCAUAACCCACGCCACCAGCAGGACCAUUGAGAGUAGCCAGCGCAAGCUGAUCCGAAGCCAUGUGAUGCGCGGAAAGAAUCGCAAAAAGUCACGACCAUCCCAGCCGGCGUCGUCGUCGUCGUCGUGGACUGACCAGAAUGGCGAGCCCGGCAGGUAUCACGGCUCAGGCUAUCUGCCCAUGAAAGUCGGCGGCGAGUUUUCCCUUAUGCGGUUCGCAGCCGAAAUGACGCCCCAGACGCUGGAUACGAUCCGAAAGCUAAGAUAUGAAAUGUUCCCAAUCGAAUUCACGCAGGCCUCAGAAGGCAACGAAGCAUCCUGGUUCGAGCCCGUGUGGAAAGACGAGGCCUGUCUACACCUGACUCUAUUCACCACCAACACGCUCCUAGCCGGACUCGCCGACAGCGCCGAGCCCGGGCACCACGAGCAUCACUACUACUACCACCGGACCGCAAUGAUGCAUUUCGACGCGGCACUGGGUAUUUUGCGGCAACGUCUCGGCUCGGCGGACCGGGACAUGGACGACGCCACGUCGGACUCGACCAUUCUCCUCGUCGUCGGCCUCGCCAUGGCGUCUACGGCCGUGGGCGAUGCCCAGACGGCCGCGCAGCACGUUGCUGGGCUGAAAAGGCUGGUAGACCUUCGCGGCGGCUGCGGAGCCUUUAGAGGGAAGCGAUUGUUGCAGUCGAAAAUGUACCGUGUCGAUAUUGAGGUGGCUCUCAGCACGGGACGGGAUCCACUGCUAAAGUCUUAUACAUCCUGGGAUCCCUACAUAUUUCCUUCUCAAGAGUCUGCCAGUCUUGUAGACCAUCUCAACUCAAAUAUCAAGUCGUAUAUUGAUACACUCGAUCCGCGUCUCCGCAAUAUUUGGAAUGACCUGUUCCAGUUUGUACGCGCAGCAAACAUUGCAGAGCAGUGCAAUCGCAGCAUUGACACGGAUCUGUAUCUAGAUUCCAUGAUAUCCAUACACUAUCGCCUCAUCAAUCUUGGAUACGAAAACUCUGCGCAUGAGGCUUUUCGUCUUGGACUAUUGGUCUUUGCUAGCACACUGUUCCUUCAAUGGCGGAAUAUGAAGACGCGAUAUGAGCAUCUGGCUCAGAGGUUCAAAAGAGCUUUAAUGUUCCAAGAAGACGUUCCAAUCGGCAUCAAGCUAUGGCUUCACAUCAUUGGUCAGGUAUUUAUCUUCAAUGACCACGAGGCGCAAGACUCGAGGUCAGCCCUGACCGAUUUAUUGGCUCAGUGCCAAGUCAACUCCUGGGCCAAAGCAAGAAAUCUUAUGAAAGAUAUGUUGUGGGUAAAUUUCCUUCACGAUGGUGCUGCAGAACAGGUAUUGCGAGACGCUUUGCCCGCACAAAUUCAUACAGGUUAG
Molecule: messenger RNA, 1407 nt
Organism: Pestalotiopsis fici W106-1
Lineage: Eukaryota; Fungi; Ascomycota; Sordariomycetes; Amphisphaeriales; Sporocadaceae
Exons: 3
Coding region: 1-1407 (468 amino acids)
Source: RefSeq, a predicted model, not a curated record